AUGAUUUCCGAGACGGCCAUGUCGCUCAUGCGGCGCGAUAACGUGCCCAAGCCAAAUCUUGGCCAUGAGAUUAACCAGCUUCCUGACUGGUCUUUCUACGUCUUUUUGGCCAACUUCCUUCUCUUUAUCCCAGUCUUUGCCCUCUGCUCGUACACUUUCGAAAAGGUCUUCCCCGUUCUCGCCAUCGUCGAAGAUGAGAAGCCUCCUGCUUACGCUCCUCUCGCUGUCGAGCAUCUCGCCGCCAACGACGACAUGACCAAGCCUACCGGAGCUCCUUCUGCUCCCGUUGCCGGCCAGGGCAAGCCCAUUACCUCGUCUUUCCGUGCUACAUUCAGCCUCCUUCGAUCUACUGGUGGCUUCCGAGCUAUGUACCGUGGCAUCUUCAUGCAUGCUCUCCAAGCUCUCGCUCUCGCAGUCAUCAACACUGCACUUUACCACAUUACUCCUUAUUCGUUUAUUAUCGCCCACUUGCUCAGCUCUCUUAUCUGUGUCCAGCUCAGCACCGCUUGGGUUCACAUUGUCAUUACGCCCGAGUCCCAGGAAAGAUGGUACAGCCGAAUCCCUGCUUUCAAGUCCACUUUCCUCGCCACCUGGAGGCCCAUCGUCAUCUUCUGGGCUGCUUCUCAAAUCGUCACCCUCGGUGGCAUCAGCACAUUCUACGCCAUGGGCACUGAUGGCCAAGAAAUUCCCCAGUUCGACGGUAGCGAAGGCAGCGUUUGGGGCAUCAUGAUCCUGGCUCUCUUCCUCCAGAUCGCCGUCCAAAUUCCUGCCUAUGUUGUUCUCAUUCGUGUCCAGGCCUCUCUCCUUCCCGCCGACGCCGACACCAUCAUUCCCUUCGACCGCUCUUUCAAUGGCCGCAUCGAGCCUGUCGUUGUUGGUGGUCGGGGUUAUGCCACUGUUCGUGACGCUUGGUCCAGCUUCUCCAAGUCUGCCUGGAAGCGCAUUGUCAUGCUCGAGCUCAAGGUCGUUGCUGUCUCUUUUGCCUCCAUCUUUGCCCUGAUGGUUGUCAUAAUUCCCCAGAUCAUCCUCCUGGCCUCCCUGAGUGCCUCAAGCGGAGACGGCCCCAGUGACGGGGACAUGAAGAUGUAA
Fusarium venenatum is the source of this 1089-nucleotide messenger RNA. RefSeq lists its product as uncharacterized. NCBI's taxonomy places the organism in Eukaryota, Fungi, Ascomycota, Sordariomycetes, Hypocreales, Nectriaceae. The record is from RefSeq and is a predicted model, not a curated record.